Messenger RNA from Protobothrops mucrosquamatus (brown spotted pit viper), 1056 nucleotides. It is a transcript of the gene PTGES, whose product is annotated as prostaglandin E synthase. Gene Ontology annotation, molecular function: prostaglandin-E synthase activity. The record is from RefSeq and is a predicted model, not a curated record. Lineage: Eukaryota; Metazoa; Chordata; Lepidosauria; Squamata; Viperidae. Gene Ontology annotation, biological process: prostaglandin biosynthetic process. The coding region runs from base 146 to 586 and encodes 146 amino acids. Gene Ontology annotation, cellular component: membrane. The transcript is spliced from 3 exons.
AUGAGGUUGUAAGUGGCGGCAGUCUGUGGAUCUGCAAAGGAGGGCUGAUCAUCACCCACAGCAGGUCCACCCCCUUCUUAAUUGCCAGCUCAUAUAGUCCCUGCCAGAAGUCUGAAAGCAGCAGCUUCCACUCCGGCGGGCCAAAAUGAUGGAGAAUGAGAUCUUCGCCUCUUUCCUCUUUUUCGCCACGCUGUUGAUCCUGAAGAUGUACGCCACGGCUAUUCUCACGGGGCAGGUCAGGCUUCGGAAGAAGGCAUUUGCCAAUCCUGAGGAUGCUCUGAAACACGGUGGCUUGGAGUUCCACAGAGAAGACCCCUAUGUACAGAGGUGUCUCAGAGUUCAUCGGAACGAUAUGGAAACCAUCUACCCGUUUCUGUUCAUCGGGACCGUCUAUAGUUUCCUGCAUCCCAAUCCAGUCGUGGCUCGGAUCCACUUCUUGGUUUUCUUCCUGGGCCGGAUGGUUCACACCGUGGCGUAUCUCCUCCAGAUGAGACCUCCCAUCCGUUCGGUGGCCUACAGCGUGGCCCAGAUUCCCUGUUUCUCCAUGGCCUUACAGAUCCUCAUUUCAGUGAUCAGACGCCAGUGACUGUCGGUGGCCUUCGUCCCCGUGGCUCGUGGGUCGUGUUAAACGCAGGACAUGAAGGACAGCAAGAAUCUAAAUGGAGGGAAUAAAUGCUUCACCAUAUGGCUGUAUUUUGCGUAACUAGUUUUGGCUUGGGAGAUAAAGACUAUAAUGGAUGGAUUUUUGUAUCUCCUGGUCUUUGGGUUCUAAGGCAUGGAUGGUAUUUUUGUAAGGUCCAAGUUUGGUUUGGAGAAAUUUAAGAAGUGGGCAAACUAGGAACAUCCCAACUUGGGUGGGUGUGAAUGAAAAGAGAUUGUUCCUUCUGCAUCAGUUGAAGGAUGAAAUACUUUCUCAUCCAAAGGGCCACCUAACCUCAGCAGAAAUCUCUUGAGCUGCCCGUUCCAUCUACGAGAUGUUCAGGGUCCAGCGUGGGUUGACAUAUGGAUGUGACUCUUAAUCUUCACAUUGUUUGUAAUUGAACAAAUAAAACACAU